GCUUGUAUCCCUCCGCCAGCAGAGGAAAUGCUCCUUGACCAAUCACAUCUGUGUUUACACCAUCACCUGUCAAACAUACACCCUCUGCUACAUUUUCUCUCUGAAAGGAGCUGAAACACACACUCACACUGAAGCGCCUACGGUAGCCGCUAACUGGACGGACUCUCUGGCAAUCGACCUUUUGCAGUGGAAAAGUGGAAUAAGUCUUGAACCAUGAGCUCAGUGGCAGUGUUGACACCGGAGAGCUUUGCAGAGCAUCGCAGUGGCCUGAAGGACCAGGAGAUUACAGGCUGCGUCCCGGAGGAUGAGGCCUACAUCCCCACCUACCUGGAGGCCUUCCCCCCGCUGCCGGAGAAGGGGGCACCGGGGGACAAGGCGGGGGAGCCGACUUCAGCGUGGGGGAGCAAGAUCAGGCCCAUCAAAGCCUCCGUCAUCACCCAGGUGUUCCACGUGCCCCUGGAGGAGCGUCGCUACAAGGACAACAGCCAGUUCGGCGAGGGCGAGGAGGCCAAAGUGUGUCUGGACAUCAUGCAGAGGACGGGGGCCCACAUCGAGCUGUCCCUUGCCAAAGACCAAGGCCUGUCCAUCAUGGUCACCGGCAAACUGGACUCUGUGAUGAAGGCUCGCAAGGAGAUCGUCGCUCGGCUGCAGACUCAGGCCUCAGCUACCGUCGCCAUCCCCAAGGAGCACCAUCGUUUUGUCAUCGGUAAGAACGGAGAGAAGCUGCAGGAGCUGGAGCUGAAGACCGCCACCAAGAUCGCUAUUCCACGACCCGACGACCCGAGCGCCAACAUCCGCAUCACCGGCACCAAGGAGGGCAUCGAGAAGGCUCGCCAUGAGAUCCUUCUGAUCUCUGCGGAACAGGACAAGCGUGCCGUGGAGCGUCUGUCCCUGGAGAAGGCCUUCCACCCCUUCAUCGCCGGCGCCCAUAACCGGCUGGUGCAGGAGCUGAGCCAAGAGACGGGCGCCCGCAUCAGCAUCCCGCCGCCGAGCCUUCCAAAGGACGAGAUCGUCAUCACGGGGGAGAAGGAGGCCGUGGCGAUGGCGCUCAGCCGCAUACGAGCCAUCUACGAUGACAAGAAGAGGAAGACCACCACCAUCUCCGUGGAGGUGAAGAAGUCUCAGCAUAAGUACAUCAUCGGUCCCAAGGGAAACACCCUGCAGGAGAUCCUGGAGACCACGGGGGUGUCUGUGGAGAUGCCUCCUCUGGACUCCAGCUCAGAGACCAUCAUCCUCAGGGGGGAGCCUGACAAGCUGGGGCCGGCGCUCACACAGGUUUACGCAAAGGCUAAGAGUGUGAUGGUGGUGGAGGUGACCGCUCCGGCCUGGCUGCAUCGCUUCAUCAUCGGGAAGAAAGGGCAGAACAUCGGACGGAUCACACAGCAGCUUCCCCGGGUUCACAUCGAGUUCACGGACGGUGAGGAGCGCAUCAGUCUGGAGGGGCCGACAGAGGAAGUGGAGCAGGCUCAGGCGCAGAUACAAGAGAUCAUCAAGGACCUGCUGGUGAGGAUGGACUACACUGAAGUCAUCAUCGACCAGCGUUUCCACAGACACCUCAUCGGAAAGAACGGAGCCAACAUUAAUCGGAUCAAGGAGCAGUACAAAGUUUCAGUACGAAUCCCACAGGACUCUGAGCGCAGCGGUCUGGUCCGGAUCGAGGGAGACCCUAAAGGAGUCCAGCUGGCACGCAGAGAGCUCAUUGAGAUGGUCCAGAGAAUGGAAAACGAGCGCACCAAAGACCUGAUCGUGGAGCACAAGUUUCAUCGGACAAUCAUCGGACAAAAAGGAGAAAAGAUCAAAGAAGUCCGGGACAAGUUCCCAGAGGUUAUUAUCAAUUUCCCCGACCCGGCACAGAAGAGUGACAUCGUGCAGCUGAGAGGACCGAAGAACGAGGUGGAGAAAUGUGCAAAGUUCCUCCAGAAGAUCAUCGCUGACCUGAUCGAGAACAGUUUCUCCCUCUCUGUUCCGAUCUUCAAGCAGUUUCAUAAAAACAUCAUUGGAAAAGGCGGCACCAACAUCAAAAAGAUCCGUGAAGAGACCAACACUAAGAUCGACCUGCCGACAGAGAACAGUAACUCUGAGAUGAUCGUCAUCACAGGCAAGAAGAGCAACUGUGAGGCGGCUAAAGACCGAAUCCUCGCCAUCCAGAGAGAACUGGCCAACAUUAAGGAGGCGGAGGUCACCAUCUCCUCCAAGCUUCAUAACUCCCUGAUCGGCUCCAAGGGCUGCCUCGUGCGCUCCAUCAUGGAGGACUGCGGCGGCGUCCACAUCCAUUUCCCCUCCGAGGGAUCCGGCUCGGACAAGGUCACCAUCAGAGGUCCUGCUGGAGAGGUGGAGAAGGCCAAGAAACAACUGCUGCAGCUCGCCGAGGAGAAGCAAGUCAACAACUUCACGGCUGAGCUCCAGGCCAAACCGGAGUACCAUAAGUUCCUGAUCGGCCGCGGCGGGGCAAAUAUUCGCCGCGUUCGGGACAAAACGGGGGCUCGCAUCAUUUUCCCGUCGCCGGAUGACAACGAGCAGGAGCUGAUCACCAUCGUAGGGAAGGAGGAAGCUGUCCGUCAGGCGCAGAAGGAGCUGGAAAGUCUUGUUAAAAACCUGGACGACGUGGUGGAGGACAGCAUGGUCGUGGACGUUCGCCACCACCGCCACUUCGUGUGUCGGAGAGGUCAGGUGCUGCGGGAGCUCGCCGAGGAGUACGGCGGUGUCGCUGUGAGCUUCCCUCGCACGGGGGCGAACAGCCAGCGGGUCACUCUGAAGGGAGCGAAGGACUGCGUGGACGCUGCCAAGAAACGCAUCCAGGAGAUCAUCGAGGACCUGGAGUCCCAGGUGAGCAUGGAGGUGGCGAUCCCUCAGCGCUUCCACCGUGCCAUCAUGGGGCCUAAAGGCUUUCGCAUCCAGCACAUCACCCGGGAGCACGAGGUCCAGAUCAAGUUCCCUGAGAGGGAGGACAGCACUGCAGGUCAGGAGGCUCCGUCACAGGAAAACGGUGAGGUCGGUCCAGAGGCCGAGUUCAUCCCCCGCAAAUGUGACAUCAUCACCAUCUCUGGGCGUGCAGAGAAAUGUGAACUGGCUAAAGCCGCCCUGCUGGCACUGGUGCCGAUAACGGAGGAUGUGGAAGUGUCCUAUGAGCUGCAUCGCUACAUCAUUGGACAGAAGGGCAGCGGGAUCAGGAAGAUGAUGGAGGAGUACGAGGUGAACAUCUGGGUGCCACAGCCAGAGAAGCAGCUGGACGUGAUCAAGGUGACGGGCCUGGUCGCUAAUGUGGAGCGAGCAAAGCAGGGUCUGCUGGAGAGGGUGAAGGAACUUCAGGCUGAGCAGGAGGACAGGGCUCUGAGAAGCUUCAAGGUCACAAUGUCUGUAGAUCCAAAGUUUCAUCCCAAGAUCAUCGGCCGCAAGGGAGCAGUCAUCUCUCAGAUCAGGAAGGACCACGACGUCAGCAUCCAGUUCCCUGACAAAGGAGACGAGCAGCAGGAUCUGAUCGUGAUCUCGGGGUAUGAGCGUAACGUGGAGGAGGCGCGUCAGGCCAUCCAACAGCUGGUGGCCGAGCUGCAGGAGAUGGUGAGCCAAGACGUUCACCUGGACCCGAGGACGCACGCCCGCAUCAUCGGAGCCCGAGGAAAAGCCAUCCGCAAGCUGAUGGAGGAGUUCAAGGUGGAUAUCCGGUUCCCUCAGCCCGGCUCUGAUGAGCCCGACAAAGUGACGGUUACAGGUCUUCCAGAGACUGUCGACAACGCGAUUGACCACCUACUCAACCUGGAGGAGGAAUACAUGCUCAGUGUGACGGAGACGGAGACCUUGGCGGCAUACAUGAAGCCUCCGUCUCGAUAUGGAGGAGGAGGCGGAGCUGGGGGACUGGAUGAUAGCAGCGGGGGUCCAGCUAAGGGCUUUGUGGUUCGAGACGCACCCUGGAACGCGUCAGGGAACAAGGCUCCUGACAUGAGCAGCGCUGAGGACUUCCCAACCUUCGGGACAGGCGUGGCGCCGAAGCAAGCGUCCGCCUGGGGUCCCAAAAAAUUCUGAAGCUGCUCUUCUGAAGGAAAAAAAAAAAAAAAAAACUUCUGUAAAGUAGAUGAUGAGAGAUGAAACAAAUCUCUUAAUCAAAUUGCUGCUCGCCUUCCUCCCUCCUCCUCUUCUUGUUAGUGACCUUCCCUCACCUCUCCCUGUAAACCCCUUUGUACCGUCCUCCCAAAACCAGCCGCAAUGAAUUCUGGGAGAAGAAUCCCUUUUUUUUUUGUCUCUUCUGUCUUACCUCCUUGUCCCUCCUCCUCAAUUUUGGAGAGAAAAAAAAUGAACAUUUGAAUGCUCUCUUUAUAGUCCUGCUGUCCCGCUCUGCCUCUUUUUUGCACCGACACUUGCUGGUGGUCUCGAUGACAUUUUUUAAAAAUCUGUCUCCCAUUUUUCACCAUUGACUGCUAAACUCUCCACAAAACAAUCAAACUACCACCUCACUGCAAUACAUAAGAAGUAAGAUUGUUAUACAAGUCGUAAAGGAGGGAGUGUACACGCUACGAUGGAUGAAGUGUGGAUUUUUAAAACAGAAAAUGAGGGAGUUUUAAUGUGAAAGAAAAGUUUUUAAACAUUUCAUCUUUUAAUGCUCUGUCCCUGUGGUUUUUACAUGGAGGUUUCUUAUUGGCUCAUCUUUCGGGUCAACAAUGUGGGGCAGCAGAUGGGGCAAUGAGCUGUGUGUGUGUGUGUGUGUGAGAGAGAGAGAGAGAGAGUGCAUUUGUGGGUUCAGGAGAGGUUUUUCACCCACAAUUGUCUGUAAACCCCUCUUCCCCCUUCAAAUUUCGUUUGGAGCUGGGAGCUAAAAACAGCUGCUGUAGUCGACUAUCUGGACGUUUUCUUUUUUUUUUAUUAUUGUAAUGAAGCAAAAGACGUGGAAGUUAGUUUGUAAAGAAGGUUGUUUAACUAUUUAUUUUGAAAAGGAGCCAUUUUCUUUGAACUACUGUGACCAUGCAUUUUUAUAAAAGCACCCACUGUAGCUUGAUGCUUUAGUUUGGGAGUGAAUGCUGUUUGUCGGGGUUUGGGAACAUGUCAACAGUUGUUAUGUGUAAGUGUACAAAGAACUUUUCGCUAUUUUUUUAAAACUGUGUCAGAUUCUUUUUUUGUUGUUGUUGGUUUCAGGCAUAUUUGGAAGAUUGUGUGUGUGUGUGUGUGUGUGUGUGCGUGCAGAAGUUAAGCUGUAUAUUUGAAUGAAGCUGAACCAAACUUUGACACCGCCUUUGUCCAUUUGUCUCUCAAGAGCUCAUUCAGAGGGUUUUUUCCUCUCAGCCUGAUGUAACAUUCGAUUAUUUUUCUGUCAACAAUCACACACUGCUGCUUAAAGUUUGACCUCCCGUCCCAAAAAAAAACAUACUCGGUAUCAAGUGAUGCACUUUAGUUUUUUUUCUGGUAUAUGUGUUCAUGUUAUUUAGUGAUAUGUUGUAGCAAACGCCUAUUUGUUAAUUUUCGCAGUUCUGACUUUUUCUUUUUUUUAGAUGUAUUAUUUGGGCUUUUAUGCCUUUCUGAAGUAGAUAGGAGAGUGGAUAGAGUGGUUGACCUUGGGGGGAGAGAGAGUGAGGAAUGAAGUGGAAAAGGGACCAAGGGUAGGAAUCAAACAUGCCGCACUGCUUUGAGGACUUCAACCUCUGUAGAUUGGAUGCACGACCUAACCGCUAAUCCAACCAGCGCUGCCCCGGUUCUGGGACUAAAAGCCUCACGAGUCCGGUUGAUAAACUGCACAUCUAGAUUUCAGUCAUUUUAAUUAAAGCUUCCUCGUGCCUGGAUUCUUAAAGAAAAGGUUUCAUGGGGAUUAAAAGCACUAUUUUAUUUGUAGAAGAAAUGUUGAUCACUUUUUAGUCUGUACUUUUUAGCAAUGGGCUGGAGUCAGGAGGUAAUUGGCUCAUCUUAACUUAAAGAUUGGAAACCUGUCUUGACGUAUUGAUUUCUAUUUACGAUUAUCCAUAAAAAUGAAAGACUGGAUCUGUAGGUGCAAGUCUGGAUUUAGGUAUCAGAAAUGUCCUGCUUGUAGUACGAGUAGCUUUUCAGCCGGUUUGAACUGUAUGUAGAAAACAUGAUCCACCUCAAAGCAUACCAGAACCCAUCUGCAGUCAUAUUAUGAUUUAGCUUUAAAUAGUCAUUUUUUAACAAGCUGCUUUUUGAAUUGUAAAGAAAAGCUAAGCGUUGGCUAGCUACACCAGACGCCCCAAAAAGUUAGCCAGUGCUUCUAGAAGCUAUUUUAUGGUUUGACGAUAGCCAAAUAUUUCUGAGAUAGAUACCUAUUCAACUUUCAUAUUAAUAAUUUACUAGGAUUUAGCUACAUGCUGCAACUAUUAGAUCGACUUGUAUGGCUAACCCUUGUAAAAAUGAUCCACCAACAUGGGAUGCUGCGUUGAAGAGCUAGGCUUGGCUACAGCUAACCAUCGACAACAAAUUAUCUUCUUGUGAUUUUCAUGUACAGAUAAAACAAACAAGCUCCUCAAAAAGCUCUUGUGUGAGCUUUAGGGUUGCCAUUGGAUGUAUUUCUAAAUUCAAACAAAGCUAAGCUAGCUGUUUUACUAGCCACAUUUACAUAACUUUAGCACUCUAUACUUUAUUUAGCCACAUAGCUCUUUCUGGUUUUAAGCUAACCACCUCCUGACUCUGAGCUCUGUUCAGACAAUAUCUCUGAGAGAAGAAAUGUUUCUCAAAAUGUUAAAAUAAGGACUCAAGGACGAGCUUGGGACUAGAUUGACAGCUCUAAAUAAAGGGGAGAUUCAAAUAAAACUCAGGGUCAAAUUAAAAAAUCCAAACUGGUGCGAAAUUACUCUUUAGAGAUGGCGACGGAUUAGAAAACCAAACCAACUAUGCAACCCAACAGCAGAUCUGUCACUUAUGUAUUUGAAUUAGUCUCAUUAUGAGUUUGUGAGAAAGACAAACCAGUAGGUUGUCAAUUUUUUUAGUUGUUGAACUUUUGGCUAGUUGUGUGUCUUGUGCUGUUUCAGUGUGUGUCUGUAUUUCCAUGGCAGGAAAGAGCUGCCCUUGAAGCAGCCACCAUUUCUGUAAAAGCUAUGAAAACGACUCACUAUUGGCCUUAAUGAGUAAUUAGUCUACAGCAUUUUGAAAAAAAAGGUGUGAUUGACUGAGUUUGCAACACUGCAAUAACAUGUCAGUGACCAGACGUUUUUCCUACUCUAAAUAAAAUUGGAAAAAAGAAAAGGAACCAAAAGCAACAGUAGAAUUUGUCUUCUUCUUCAUGGCACUUUUUCUUUUUUACAGCCCAUAUCACCAUAAAAACCCACCAUGUAUCCAUCCUUCUGUGCAUACUGUCUGUCAAUUUAUUUUCAUUUUUUAUAAAUCAGGAAGAUAUGAUUUGUUAUGUAACAGCCUGUACAACGCAACAUACAGAACAAAAAAAAAAGAAAAUGAUACAAAUUAAAUUGUACAAAGCAGCAAAGGGUCGUAAAACAACCCAUAAAAUAUUUUUUCACAUUUUUGAUUGGAAGUUUUUCCUCUGCCAGACCCCGAAGAUCUUCGAUCAGUCAGAUCACAGCUGCUCGUAGAAGGUGACUAAGCUUCUUUUAUAUUCAUUUUUUGAGUUUGACUCGUCAAAACUGUGCCUUUAGGAUGUCUCAUGGGCUUUCUUGUUCUUUAGCAGGAUAAACUGAUUGGCAACAGGACUGAGAACGCUGUAAAAGAAAAACACUUUGGAAAGCUGUUCAUAUACAAUCAACAUCAGGUGGAUGUUUGGGAUUAAAUAAAACCCUUGUUAAAAAAAAAAAAA
Molecule: messenger RNA, 7741 nt
Organism: Labrus mixtus (cuckoo wrasse)
Lineage: Eukaryota; Metazoa; Chordata; Actinopteri; Labriformes; Labridae
Gene: hdlbpb
Product: high density lipoprotein binding protein b
Exons: 28
Coding region: 214-4020 (1268 amino acids)
Cellular component (GO): nucleus; cytoplasm
Molecular function (GO): mRNA binding
Source: RefSeq, a predicted model, not a curated record